CAAAUGUGCACGUCUUAAACUGUGUUACAUAAAUAUUUAGUCUGUGCAUUAUUAGUCUACAUGAACACAACAUGGCAUGGAUCGAUGAUAGUUAUAUGGGGGUUCAACAGCAGGCGUCAAACGUCCAGAUUUUCCACCAACCCACUCCUCAGCCUACCACCAUCCUCCAGCAGCUGCCUGCUGCCAUGGCACCUCCUGCCCCUGAGGUGCGGCCCGGACAUGUCAGAGAAGAUCUGGUUGAGUUGAUGAUGCUUCAGAACGCCCAGAUGCAUCAGGUCAUCAUGAACAACAUGACCAUGUCUGCUCUCAGCAGCUUUGGCUACUCAAACAGUCCAGCACCAGAGUCUCUUACACACACACCUACAAAUGCAGACAUGUACACGAAUACUCUCUCUCACACACUCACGGUGUGCUUGCACACUCCCACUCAGAAAGUAAAUAGACGUCAAAAAACUGCUAGUACAAUGUCACUCUAUCUCCAGGUAGUAGGAUAUCCACUGCCAGUGGAGGAAGAAGACCCAGAGGUGUACCAUCAUCACUACCCCGCUGCUCCCUAUCAUGCUUACCCAGGCUGGAUGCCCAUUUCUCAGCCUUACAGUCAACCCCUGACCCCCGCCCUUUACACCAACUAUGGGCCUCAGGAGGGUGGUGAGCAGAUACAGCCCUCACAGCCUGCUCCCCCAGCACUCGGAGACAGGAGAGCUGUCCCACCCCCUCCUCCUCCCAGUGCAACGGGGACUGUUGGAGCAGACAUCCCACCUGCAACAGAGUACUAUGACAUCACAGAGAGGAGACAGUGACAGACAGGGAAUGAUGAAACCACUGAGUUGCAUCACACCGAACUGGAGUUGCAUCACACUGGACUGAAGAAACAAUAAGAAUAUAUACAGACACCUGAACACUGACGAUCUCCCAAGACUAUGCAUACUGAAUGGUCAAAAUGUGCCAGUGAACAUCACCCAGAAAUGAAUGCAACCUGCAUUACUUGCAUUACUGCAUUACUACAAUACAUCACUAAACAUUUCAGUAGCAUAUGAGGUUUGAAAAAAAGCUGUGACAUCAACUAACCAUAAGGAUCGUGGGAAUACGCAUUUUUCAUUAUGCAUUUGGCAUUUUUACAUGAAUGAUUUGUGUUACAUUCUCCCUUGCUGUGGUUGGAAUUGUUUAUUUAUCAAGGGUAAUAAAAAGUCAUGUGAAAAUAACAUUUGCAAUAUAAUAUUGAUAAACACACGAAAUACAUGUAACCACUCACACUGAGCACAGUGACAGGGACAUCUGGUGGACUGACAAAGAGAUACUGAACUCAAGCGUAAUCUAUCUGUCUAUGUUUCACU
Molecule: messenger RNA, 1334 nt
Organism: Clupea harengus (Atlantic herring)
Lineage: Eukaryota; Metazoa; Chordata; Actinopteri; Clupeiformes; Clupeidae
Product: proline-rich protein 29
Exons: 6
Coding region: 72-800 (242 amino acids)
Source: RefSeq, a predicted model, not a curated record